Molecule: messenger RNA, 4236 nt
Organism: Xiphophorus hellerii (green swordtail)
Lineage: Eukaryota; Metazoa; Chordata; Actinopteri; Cyprinodontiformes; Poeciliidae
Product: extracellular calcium-sensing receptor-like
Exons: 4
Coding region: 1048-3834 (928 amino acids)
Biological process (GO): G protein-coupled receptor signaling pathway
Cellular component (GO): plasma membrane
Molecular function (GO): G protein-coupled receptor activity
Source: RefSeq, a predicted model, not a curated record
UCCAGGGUGUAAACGCUUUUUAAACUCUUAACUCUUAUUAAAAAGUCAUAAAAAGAAGAACAGCAUCUUUGUGAUCUUUUUGAAGCUCUUGUCUCUAUGUGUGCACCAGUGAAUGGAAUAAGAGACAUCUGUGUCGUCGAAAUGUCCUUUUCUGAUCCCAGUUUACAGCAGAUGUCUUGGUCAAAGAGUUAAAAUUUCUGAUACCUGGAAACUCAAAUCUUACUACGUGUUGCUGUGACUCUUUGGCUGCGUCUGGCGGAGGAGUUUUAAAGAAGAAAAAAAAACACUCUUUUUUUAUUGUGAUGUCUUGCAAAGCUGUUCUAUUGGCUGUUCACACUAAUUUCUCAGGCUUAAAAGUCUACUUCUUCUUCAUCACCUUUUACAAAGACAUUUCCUCUGACAUCCCCAGCUGCCUGGAAACGAGGAGCUAGAAAACUAAUCAUAAAAUUUUAAGUCAUCCAAAGCAUGACUUUUUUUAUUCUUUCUUUCUCAAAAAAGAAUAAUAAAAAAACUUAAAAUGUUAUAAUAAAACUGAGUGAACGUACAAUUAUUUCUUCAGUUAACCGCAUAAAACAAUCCUAGCAUGUAAAACAGAUGAAUUAUUAAAGACUGUACAUGUCUGUGUCCAGGCAAAUAUAUAAUAUAAAUAAAUAAAAAAAAUACAGUUAAACGGUGUUCAGGUGAGACACUUUAGCAGUUUAUGUUUGCCUAAAGAAAUUGCAGUUUUUCUGCAGAAACCACAGAAAAAUGAAUGAGAAAGAUUGUGGCCUCUGAAAAUAAUUGGCAAAAUUUUUGAAAGAAUGUAUUCAAGCAUCCUGUUGUAUUGUUAAAAGUAUGUUUUUAUGAUAAAACCAAUUUAAAGAAGCAUUUACAGGAGAGCGUACAGGACUUAAAGGUCUGCUUCCCUAUCAGUGACAAAACAAGCGACGUAAUUGGUGGAGACAAUGAAAAUAUUCAGAAACAACCCUGCUGGGAUCCUAUAAAACAGUCCGACUCUACCUGUGCUAUCACUUAGGAUUUGUGUGCUAAGUACUCAGGUGAGGAAUUAUGCCGCCUAUUGUGUGCCUGUUACUUUUCUGUCUCGUGGAUGUAAGAGGGGAAAACUCUUCGUGUCAAAUAUACGGGACAAAAGAACUGUCUCAGUUUUCUAAGGAGGGAGAUAUCAUCAUCGGAGGUAUUUUCUCCUUCCACCAGAACCCGGUCACAGUCAGUCCAGCACUCACAAUCAACCCGGGAGCAAUCCAGUGUAAAGGGCUGGAAAUAGGUGAGCUUCAGUAUGCGUACACCAUGAUGUUUGUGAUAGAUGAAAUUAACAACAGCACUGAACUGCUGCCAGAUGUGACACUCGGUUAUAGGAUCUUUGACUCCUGCCCAAGCAUACCUCUGUCUAUCAGGUCAUCGCUGAAUCUAAUGAAUCCACAUGAAGACAGUGAGGGGUUGUGUAGCAACCUCUCAAACGUGUAUGCUGUCAUUGGGGACACAACUUCCACCUCUACGAUAGGCAUAGCACGCACGCUGGGUCCCUUCAGUAUACCUGUGAUCAGUCAUUCAGCCACUUGUGCAUGUCUCAGCGACAGGAGAAUCUACGCGUCCUUCUUUCGAACCAUACCGAGUGAUAUUCAUCAAAGCAAAGCACUAGCAAAGCUUGUGAAACACUUUGGCUGGACUUGGGUGGGAGCAAUCCGAACUAACAAUGACUAUGGAAAUGGUGGCAUGGCCAGCUUCUUGGAAGCAGCAACAAAGGAAGGCGUGUGCGUCGAGUAUUCAGUCGCCAUCUACCGAACCGACCCCAGGAAGUCAUUCCUACAAGUCGUGGAUAUUAUCAGAAAAUCCACCUCUAAGGUCAUAGUUGCUUUUGCAGAUGCGACAGAUCUUGAUGUACUCAUGAAAGAGCUCCAUGCCCAGAAUGUGACAGGCCUGCAGUGGGUGGGAAGCGAAGGCUGGAUCACGUAUCGUUACUUUGCCUCUCAGGUGAACUACGCCGUGGUUCAGGGGGCCGUGGGCUUCGCAGCACUGAAUGCUCACAUCCCUGGGCUGCAGGAGUUCCUCACCAACAGCAGACCGUCCACCGCACCAGGAAAUCAGGGACUCGUUGAGUUGUGGGAAACACUCUUUGACUGCACCCUGUCACCAAAAACAGGGAUUUACCCACAGGAUCGUGUUACAGUCUGCAGCGGCACAGAGACUCUGCGGGAUGUAAAGACGCGAUUUACUGAUGUUUCAGAUGCCACCCUGUUGAAUAAUGUCUACAAAGCCAUAUACGCUGUUGCUCAUGCUUUGAGCAUGCUGUUUAAUUGCAAAGAUGGAGAGGGGCCUUUUGAGAACAAUACUUGUGCUGACAGGCAAAAUUUUCAACCAUGGCAGGUGUUGCACUACCUUACGCAGGUAAAUUUCACCAGUAAAACUGGUGAAAAUGUUUUCUUCGAUGAGUUUGGUGACCCUGUCGCACGUUACGCACUGGUAAACUGGCAACUGGAUAAGACAGGGUACAUACAGUUUGAAACUAUUGGUUAUUAUGAUGCCUCCAGACCUGAAGGUCAGCAGUUUGAGAUGGAAGUUGGAGUGAGAGCCAUCUGGGCAGGAGAAAGUCAUGAUGUGAGUCAAUUUAGACUCUCUGUUCACUGUGAGUCUUUUUACACCGUUUCAGCUUUAAAUAAUGUCUCUGUGUAUCAGGUACCGACAUCCAUCUGCAGUGACAGCUGUUUGCCUGGCACUAGUCGGGCUUUCAUUAAAGGCAAACCCGUCUGCUGCUUUGACUGCAUCGUCUGUGCUGAGGGGGAGUUCAGCAACAGCACAAGUGAGGCGGUGGGAUUUGUAGCCUUUUCCCUGGUGCUCUUUGUGUUUCUGCUGGGUAAAAUCACUGCCAGCACUUUACUGGUAUACUUGAAGAUGUGUUCUCUGCACAGCUUAAACAUAUUUAUCCUUUCAGAUGCAGUGAAAUGUGAAAAAUGCCCUCCUGAGUACAAGUCCAGUGAAGAGAGAAACCAAUGUAACUUAAAAUCGGUUGAGUUCCUCACCUUCACAGAACUAAUGGGUAUAACGUUGGUCACCUUGUCUUUCGUUGGUGCAAUCUCAACAGUGGCUGUAAGCCUGAUAUUUUUCUGCCAAAGACACACGCCCAUUGUCCGAGCCAACAACUCUGAGUUGAGUUUCCUGCUGCUGUUCUCCUUGGGGUUGUGCUUUCUGUGUUCUCUGACCUUCAUCGGCCGACCCUCUGAUUGGUCCUGCAUGCUGCGCCACACAGCUUUCGGCAUUACCUUUGUCCUCUGUGUGUCCUGUAUUCUGGGGAAAACAACGGUGGUUUUGUUGGCCUUUCGGGCUACCAUUCCUGGCAGCAAUGUGAUGAAAUGGUUUGGCCCUCCACAGCAGAGAGUCAGUGUCUUAGCUCUCACACUUGUACAGGUUUUGAUUUGUAUAAUAUGGCUAACAGUCAGCCCUCCCCAUCCAUUCAAAAACACUCAAUAUUACAGCGAGAAGAUCAUUCUAGAGUGUGCACUUGGAUCACCGUUGGGCUUCUGGGCCGUAUUGGGAUAUAUUGGGGUUUUAGCUAUGUUGUGCUUUGGAUUGGCCUUCUUAGCCAGAAAGCUUCCUGACAAUUUCAAUGAAGCUAGGUUCAUCACUUUCAGCAUGCUGAUAUUCUGUGCCGUGUGGAUAACUUUCAUUCCAGCUUAUGUGAGCUCUCCUGGGAAAUUCAGUGUGGCUGUGGAGAUAUUCGCCAUUCUGGCUUCAAGUUACGGGAUGCUGCUCUGUAUUUUUUUGCCUAAGUGUUACAUCAUUUUAUUUAAACCCCAAAACAAUACAAAGAAACAUUUGAUGAAUAAAAGCACACUUUAAGAUGUGUGUCUCAACUAAAAAAAACGUAAAAAUAAUCAUACCGUUGUGGCCUUUCUCAUGGAGAAAAUAUUAAUGUUAAAAUUGUUUUAAACUAAUGGCGUGUCCUCGUACAUUAAGAAUCGGCAGUAUUUAUUACGCCUGUGAAUUUGAAACUCCAACCAGAAAAAUAAAGCAUUAUAAGGUCAAUCCGAGUUUAACAAUUGUAUGGGUGAACAAUUUUAUUGGCACUUGUGUCUGUUUGUAUCUCAUUAAACAAGAGUAAGAAGUUGAGAAAUACAUUGUAUAAAUUGUAGUAGUUAACUCUACAAAGCUCACUGGAUUUCUCUCUCUGAUGAAAAUGUUCCUGUGGUAUAGCUAAGAAAAGAUUUAACACAGCAUGUCGAUAUGCAAGGAACUCGAAAU